AUGGAAAAUCCUUCUCAAAUCUCCUGUUCAGGCAACUGCCUCGUCCAUCUCCACUCCGCCGCCGGCAAAGCCUGGAUGUACCGCCACGCCUGCCCUAUCCCGCAAUAUGUUGGCCCCGACGGCAUUCCCCGCUUCUUGGUCGUCAAUCGCAAUAACGAAGAAGUAUUCCUUUCUGCCCACGAAAUCCGCACCUUAUUUUUCCUGAUCAGCAUAGCCAGCAUCGAACGCCUCUUCGGCAGCCCGGUCCCAAACCUCAUGGCCAUCAUCCCCAGCAACAUUAACCCCGUGCAGUAUCAUUCACAACUCUCCGCCGCCGCCGACGACGCAGGAGCUCGCAUUGUCCUUUCCAUCCAAAGGUCGGUUCUUGCCGCCUCCUAUUACGAAUCUAUCACCCCGGGAUGCAGAACCGUCCUCGUAUUCGAAUUCGGAGGUCACAUCCUUGAAAUCUCUCUGCUCACCGAAGAUCCGUGUCUAAAUAUUAGGGCCUCUGUUUCAGACAUGGGCUGUCCACUCUUCAAACACGUGGUUUCAGUGCUUCCUAUGACGCUCGGAAACGCCUUCACCAGUGACGCCGAUUCUCUCCAUAAAAUCCGAAAUGUAUGCGAGCGCGCCAAGGAAGCCCUAUGUUUGGGCUCGCGUACCGUGGUGAUUACGUUUGAGCGAUUAGGCAGGGAGACGAGAAUACCGAUCGAUCGGGAAUGGUUGGUGCGGAUGAAUCUCAACCAUCUUCGCAGCGGAAUCAUGAGGUGCUUGAUGGAAGCCGGAGUCAGGCGAGAUACCGUGGAUGAGGUCGUGCUCGCCGGGGCCUCCAGUAACAUGCCGGCGGUCCGAAGUGUUCUUCUAGAGUUCUUUCAAGAGCAGACGUUCAGAUGUAGCAUCGACCCUGCAAAUCUUAUCGAAGUGAGUUCCUUGAAAUGCAUGGAUAUCGUCUCCAAUGCAUUAAAUAUCCCUGUGGUUCGUUUUCAGGCUUUAAAUUUGGGGCUCUACUCUCUUUGA
This is a messenger RNA of Dendrobium catenatum, 996 nucleotides long. RefSeq names its product heat shock 70 kDa protein 3-like. Gene Ontology annotation, molecular function: heat shock protein binding; ATP-dependent protein folding chaperone; ATP hydrolysis activity. Bases 1 to 996 code for a protein of 331 amino acids. Gene Ontology annotation, cellular component: cytoplasm. Gene Ontology annotation, biological process: cellular response to unfolded protein; protein refolding. The transcript has a single exon. NCBI's taxonomy places the organism in Eukaryota, Viridiplantae, Streptophyta, Magnoliopsida, Asparagales, Orchidaceae. The record is from RefSeq and is a predicted model, not a curated record.